AUGGUCCUCAACGGCCUGCCUGAGUGCCUCUGCGACCUGCAUGACGGCAUGCCGCCUGCCAUCCAGCAAACGCCCAUGCGUCUGCUUAAGAUCAAGGCGGUGUUGACGUGGAAGAUACUUAAAGCGUACGAGGACGUGGAACCCGAGACGGAGUGCCAUCAGUUGCCGUACAUGGAUACAGAUGAUGAUCUGUGGAAACGGGUGGUGACGGUCAGCUGGAGAUGGUCAGAACAGAAGCCAGCGGAGCAUAAGAAGGACUUCUCGCCCAUGUCGAACGCACAGUUCCAGGAGUUGUGCACGCUGCUGAAAUUUGCGGGGGACAAUGGCAUUGACUACGUCUGGAUCGAUUGGUCCUGCGUCCCGCAAUACUCGGAGGACUCCAUGGUUGAGGUGCACAGGAGCAAGGUCUUUUACGCACGGGCACGAGCCAUGCGUGUGCUACCCACCUUCCGGCCGCUGCCAGCCGAGGGUCCCGUGCGGCUAAUCUUGGUAAAGGCCAAAAAGGUGCUCAGCAAGCGUGCCGACGCGGGUUCCGUCCGUUGCGCCGUCGCAUCGUCCAUCGUCGCGGCAAUCCUCGCUAAAAAUAUGGUCGCCGGUCGAGAAUAUUUUGGCCGUGUGUGGACGCUGGCGGAGCGCAUGGCACGCUUUGGGCGCAACGAGGGUCUGUGCCAAUGGCUGUCGCUGGAGAGCUGGCUGGGUAUGGUCGUCGAUGCCAUGCUUAAAAGCACCGAGGACAAGACAUCCUCCGUGAUCUACAAAAAAAUGUUGGGCACCAAGGCAGCAGGACUGCUGGAUGCGGUGCUAGACCCGCUGGCCGCGGCGGUGCGCACCGGCAGCGUGCAGGCCCGCGCGUGCGAGGGCCUAGAGACGAGGGUCGCGGAGCUUUGUAUGGCCGCUGUGAGCGUCUGGCUGUCGCCCAGCCUGCUCGCGGAAGCUCCCACUAGCAACUGGCUACACAACUACCUGGGUGUGGAGGCACGUUCGGGAGUCUACCAGGCGUGGAAUGAGGCGGAUCGCGUGUGGGCCAUUUACAGUUACUUUUGCUGGAAGCAGAACUUGGACCAGCGCUCCGCGGAGGGGCUGCGGAUUGCGCUGGAGGACCUGGUGGAGGUUGCGGCGGGCGAUCGCAGCGUCUACGUCAGGGGCAUGUUUGCGCAGUUGCGCGUAGACGAGAAUGCGACACCUGUGAUGGAAAUUGUGCCUCAGCCCGGCAAGCCGUCCCGCCCGUCCUCGUCGCGCUCGGCGUCUACUAGGCCACCCUCAGCUAGGACUCAGGAGGAAAUUGAGCGCCGGAAAAAGGAGGAAGAGGCCAUCGCCGCUGCCGCAGAGCGCAGGCGGAAAGAGGAGGCUGCACUGACGGCCUCCAUUGAACGUCGGCGGCUAGAAGAGGAAGCAGCGGCGGCAGCGGCGGCGGAACGCCGUCGGCAGGAGGAAGCUGCAGCUGCAGCGGCCAGCGAACGCAGAAAGGCAGAAGAAGCGGCCGCAACGGCCGCCGUCACUGCGCGCCAAAAACAGGAGGAGGCGGCUGCGGCCGCGGCCGCUGAGCGCAGAAAGCUUGAGGAGGCGGCAGAGGCAGCAGCUCUCGAGCGGAAGAAGCAAGAAGAGGCGGCUGCGGCAGCAGCAGCGGCGCGAAAGAAAAAGGAGGAGGAAGCCGCUGCGGCAGCAGCAGCUGAAAAGAAGAAGCAGGAGGAGAUGGCUGCGGCAAUUGCGGCUGGCAAGCCAACUCCGGGAGCGAAGGUGACGAUCAAGUACGUGUCGAUUGACGUUGCCAAAGUGGCCCAGAGCGGCCACGGUGGCUGGACCACUACAAUGGAGAAGAUGCUGGGCAAGACGGGCGUGGUGGAGAGCGUGGACAAGGAUGGCGAUGUGCGCGUCAAGUUGGACGACGGCAGCGGCAGCAUGCUGUGGAACCCGUCCCUCAUAACGCUGGGUGGGACGCCUGCCGCGGUGGUGCUGCCGUCUGCGCUCAGCUCAGCACGUAUCGGCAAGAACGCGGCGCUCAACGACAAGUACACCGUGCGUUUCGUUACCAAUUCAUCCGAUGUGGGAGCCGUACAGGCCGAUUUCCCUGCACCGGCAUCCAGCCUGGUCUACUAUUUUGAGAUGACAGUUGUAGAGCCGGGCGCCAUGGGCACCAUUGGGCUGGGCUAUGCACCCAGCAGCCACGACACCUCGCACCACGUUGGUUGGGACUCGGGCACUUUUGGCUUUCAUGGCGAUGACGGCAAUACCUUCUUCGAGGGUCGCGCUGAAUACUAUGGCUUUAAGUAUGGCAAGGGUGACGUAGUGGGCGCGGCGCUGGACUUUCAGCGGAAGGAGAUCUUUUUCACGAAAAACGGUACCAAGGGCAAAGCCAUCUCUGUCAACAUCAACAACCUCCUCUACCCAACCGUGAGCCUGCACAGCGUUGGCGAGGUGGUCUCCGUCAACUUUGGGCAGAAGCCCUUUGCAUUCAAUACCGAGCCUUACAAGAUCAAGGUGGGCGACAAGGUGGCCAUCAAGAACAUCCCAUUGGAUGCGGCAAAGGCGGCGCAGGCUGGCCAUGGUGGCUGGGGAUCGUCUAUGGACAAGAUGCUGGGCAAGACGGGCGUGGUGGAGAGCAUCGACAAGGAUGGCGACGUGCGCGUCAAGAUGGACGACGGCAGCGGCAGCAUGUUGUGGAAUCCGGUGCUGGUCGUGCCGAACGCGGCCGCCCUGUCGCCCUUACGCGCGGGUGUCAGAGUGACGAUCAAGAGCGUCUCGGUCUCAGAGGCACAGGCCUCGCAGAGCGGCCACGGUGGCUGGGCCACUUCAAUGGAGAAGAUGCUGGGCAAGACGGGCGUGGUGGAGAGCGUGGACAAGGAUGGUGACGUGCGUGUCAAGAUGGACGACGGCAGCGGCAGCAUGCUGUGGAACCCGUCCCUCAUAACGCUGGGCGGCGCAGCACCGGCGCCCGAGCCGGCCACAGCUCCGAGCCCGUCUGCCGGGCAAAUAGCCGUCGGCGCCAAGGUCAGCAUUAAAGCUGUGCCGGUCUCGGAGGCUCAGACCGCACAGAGCGGCCACGGUGGCUGGGUGGCAGCCAUGGAGAAAAUGCUGGGCAUGCCAGGUGUCGUGGAGAGCAUCGACAAGGACGGUGAUGUGAAAGUCAAGAUGGAUGCCGGUGGCGAUUCCAAGUUGUGGAACCCUAAGUUGGUACUACCUGGCGUGGUGAUGCCGACCACAUCGCUUUCAUUGGGGAGUAAGGCAUACAUCAAAAACUUAUCCGUGGAAGAAGCCAAGGCGGCCCAGGACGGACAUGGCGGUUGGAACAGCAACAUGGGCAAGUAUCUGGGAAAGAUCGGCACCUUGUCUUACAAGUACAGCGACGGCGAUGUCAAGGUCAAGUUUGAAGGCGGCGACGAAUAUUGCUGGUACUGGGGCCUGGUCUUGCCGGCACCGACGGAGGCUGCAACCCCUGCAAAGCCCUCCUUCUCGGCGGGUGCCAAGGUCACUAUCAAGAGCGUCUCGGUCGACGAAGCCAAAGCCGCCCAAAGUGGCCAUGGCGGCUGGGCGACAGCCAUGGAGAAGAUGCUAGGCAAGACGGGUGUCGUGGUGAGCGUAGACAAGGAUGGUGACGUGAACGUCAAGAUGGACGCUGAUGGUGACACCAAGUUGUGGAACCCCUCGCUGCUGAUCCUCGGCGGGUCAGGUCUGUCAACGGCUAGCCUGUCCGUGGGUUCCAAGGCGACGAUCAAGUGCGUGAGAGUGGACGAGGCGAAGGCCGCCCAGGACGGACAUGGUGGCUGGAGCAGCAACAUGGGCAAGUACCUCGGCAAGUCGGGCGACGUGUCGUUCAAGUUUUCCGACGGCGACGUCAAGAUUAAGUUCGCCAGCGGGGACGAGUACUGCUGGAGUCACGAGUUGGUGCUGCCGGGGACGCCAACCUUAACUCCGACGUCCUAUGAAGUGGGAACGCAAGUGAUGAUCUCUAACGUGACCGUGGACGACGCCAAGGCGGCGCAGGACGGGCACGGCGGCUGGAACAGCAGCAUGGGGAACUACCUCGGCAAGGUGGGCACCGUAUCGUAUAAGUAUUCGGAUGGCGACAUGAAAGUCAAGUUUGAUGGUAAUGAGUACUGCUGGUUCUGGGGUCUGGUGGGGCCAGCGCCGACUGGCGGCACCUCCACUGGUGGCGGCACCUCCGGCUCCACUGGUGCCUGCACCCCCGGUGCACACAAGGGUGUAUGGCGAGGCCCCGAAACCAAGUACUGGUGCUCUACCUCCACCAUGACCGAGGGGCCCCUUUGCACCCAUGGUGCCGCCAUCAUCAAGGCGCCGCACUGGAGCUGCUGCGGCGCCAAGGAAAAGUGCCCUGGGUGUACGCGACACAUGCUUCAUCGCGGCCUUCUCGUACUUGAUGUGUAUCCUUGGGGCCUGGGAGUGGCUCCUUCAUGGGCCCCCAACCCGCGUUAG
Molecule: messenger RNA, 4431 nt
Organism: Volvox carteri f. nagariensis
Lineage: Eukaryota; Viridiplantae; Chlorophyta; Chlorophyceae; Chlamydomonadales; Volvocaceae
Exons: 19
Coding region: 1-4431 (1476 amino acids)
Biological process (GO): protein ubiquitination
Cellular component (GO): cytoplasm
Molecular function (GO): protein binding; ubiquitin-protein transferase activity
Source: RefSeq, a predicted model, not a curated record